GGGUCAGACAUUGAUGCCUCGUUUUCUUCCUCCUUCUGUACGGAGCUGGAUGAACAGAUGCUGGUUGCCAUGGAGACACUGGACAGGCCUCAAAGGUCACAGAAAGCCAAUAAGAUCAGAGCUGGUCAGCUGACAUCAACACCAGGAUGUGUGACCCCGUUACCAAGACGACAGUCCCAGCUGAUGAAGUCCCUGUUCACCCUCCAGAGUCCCCUAAAUGACAGCUUCCUCUCCCCCUUCCCCUCCCAGAACAAAUCCUCCAUUACAAAGAAAGGGGAGGAAAACCUGACCCCCGCCACAGCAGAUAGCUCUGUUAGACUCAGUAGAGGGGGAAAGCCCAACAGAAAGAAACCAAGAAAUGUAUUAAAUGAAAUUGUCAAUGAAAAAGUAAAGGAAGGUGGAGGGGGUGUAGAGGGAGAGAGGAAUGUGAUUGACCUUGAUGUGAUAGGUCAAAGGUCAAGGACAGAAGAAAAUACUGGUAAUAUGAGUUCUGAAACACAGGAAAGGGUUGCUGAAAAUCAAGAGAUGACGGAAAAUGCUGAUUAUCAUACUGAUGGAGGUUUAACAGAAGACAAGCUGUUAUUAAGUAACUGGGGACUUCCUGACCCUGUAUUAAAACAGUACACAGAUAAAGGGAUCACCUCAAUGUUUUCCUGGCAAGCAGAAUGUCUGUGUUUACCCGGGGUUCUAGGGGGAGGUAACCUGGUAUACUCGGCCCCCACUAGUGCUGGUAAAACAAUGGUGGCAGAACUCCUGGUCCUGAAGCGAGUCCUAGAAACAAAGAAGAAAGCCAUCUUUAUCCUACCUUUUGUGUCUGUGGCCAGAGAGAAGAUGUUCUAUUUACAACAGCUGUUCCAGGAUGUGGGUGUGGUAGUGAGCGGGUUUAUGGGGAGUUACUCCCCUCCUGGGGGGCUCAGUCAGGUGGACGUAGCGGUGUGUACCAUAGAGAAGGAAACAUUCUCAACUUUCAUACAGUCUCAACAAGCUUUCAGUUGUCCAUACAGUCUCAACAAGCUUCUGUUGUCAAUGAUAAAGCUAGGUCUGUUGUCAUACAGUCUCAACAAGCUAGGUCUGUUGUCAUACAGUCUCAACGAGCUAGGUAUAAUAGUGGUGGACGAGUUACACCUUGUAGGAGACCAACACAGGGGCUACCUGCUAGAACUGAUGCUCACCAAGAUCCGAUUCCUCAGUCAGAAAAAGUCAACAAAAACAACCGACACUGAGGAUUCUGGCUCUACAGAAGGAGUCCAGAUUGUAGGUAUGAGUGCCACCCUACCUAACCUUGACCUUCUAUCUCACUGGCUGGACGCCACGCUCUACCGCACAGACUACCGCCCCGUACCUCUCACGGAGUGUGUCAAACUGGGGGCAGACAUCUUUGAUUCCAGUCUACAGAAAAUUAGGGAGGUGGAUCUUAGAGUGGUGUGUAAGGGGGAUACAGAUAACGUGUUUCUGCUUUGCUUAGAAACAUUGGGUGGGGGACACUCAGUGCUUAUUUUCUGUCCAACAAAGAACUGGUGUGAGAAGUUGGCAGAGACGAUUGCCAGGGAGUUUUACAACAUUCUGAAGAAAGGUCCUGAGACAGACUGUUCUUCCCCUCUACCCCUGAACAGAGCCUCCCUGAUGGAGGUCGUAGAACAACUGAGGAGGACUCCUGUGGGGUUAGACUCUACCCUGGGGAAGACUGUGCCGUACGGGGUGGCAUAUCAUCACGCAGACUCUUCCGGAUCUUCUAGCCGUGUCAUCAGGACCCCCAUCUUCCACGGCAAAACCAUAGACUUCCUGACUUACAAGCAGAUGAUUGGUCGAGCUGGGAGAAAGGGGGUGGAUACACAGGGAGAGAGUAUCCUGAUCUGUAAGCCCAGUGAGAGAAGUAAAGCCGUGACCUUAGUACAGUCUGAACUGCCACCUGUCAGGAGUUGCCUGAUCAAACACCAAGGGGAACAACUCAGUUCUAGCAUGAAAAGAGCCAUACUAGAGAUAGUUGUCAGUGGUGUGGCGGUGUCAGUGACAGAUGUGGCGGCCUAUGCCUCCUGUACUAUGUUAGUGGCGUCCCUGGAGACCAGCUCUGACCAGACACAGGACAUGAUUGAUGCCUGUAUACAGUUCCUUCAGGACAACGAGUUUGUGUCUCUUCAGAAAUCACAAACAGAAGAUGGUAUGACAACAGAGGACCGGUUUGUUCCCACACAGCUCGGUGCAGCUGUACUAGCUUCCAGUCUUUCUCCAGAUGAGGGUCUGGCUGUUUUUGCUGAACUACAGAAAGCUCGACAGUGUUUUGUUCUAGAGAAUGAGCUACAUAUUGUAUAUCUUGUGACCCCCAUCUACUCUCUAGACUUGGGGGCUAACAUGGACUGGUACAAGUUCUACUGCCUGUGGGACAAACUUUCCCCGGACAAGAAGAGAGUGGCUCAGCUGGUGGGGGUCAGUGAGGCAUUCCUCACCAGGGCCAUCCAGGGGAGGAUACCAACUAAAACAGAGAACCAGUUAAGGAGUCUGGCCAUACACAAGAGGUUCUACACGUGCCUGAUACUGAGUGACCUUGUACAGGAAGUCCCCCUGGGGGAGGUGUGUCACCGCUACAGCUGUAACAAAGGUCAGCUCCAGUCCCUACAGCAGACAGCCGCCACUUUUGCAGGAAUGGUGACGGUGUUUUGUGGCAGGCUGGGUUGGUAUAACUUGGAGUUGAUCCUUGGUCAGUUCCAGCAUCGUUUGACCUUUGGAGUCCAGAGAGAGCUGUGUGACCUUGUCAGACUGACCUUGCUGAAUGGACAGCGGGCCAGAGUCCUGUACAAUGGUGGCUUCCACACUGUGGCAGCUCUAGCUAACGCCAGUGUCACUGAUGUAGAACUAAUCUUCAAGAAAUCUUCACCCUUCCAAAGCUCUAAGAGACAGGACAAUGAGACAGACUGGGAGGCGACAAAGAGACAGGAGAGUCGCUGUAUCUGGUUAACGGGGCGUAAAGGUGCAACAGAGCGUGAAGCCGCAGAGGCCAUCAUAGAGGAGGCCAAGUCAGUCAUCCAACAGGAGCUGGGCGGACUGGGAAUCCAGUGGAAAAAUCCAGAAUCCAGGGACAUCCAGAAUAGGGGGUCAAAUCUGGAUCAGAGCAAAGUGGAAUGUCAAGAUGACAAGAAGACUCUGGGUUUAAACCAAAGUCAUGGUGGUAUGACCUUGGUAAAGCCCAAGGGAAGGAGGUCAGUGGGGAAAAGAAAAUCAGUGGGAAAGAAAAGUCCUGGACUCUCCAAGUCUGGGAUUUCUAAUGGAGAUGAUUCCAGAGUAAUAGAGAGGUCUGUUGUAGUCAGUCCACCUGGCAUCAGAAUACAAGGGAACACACAGAGACACAAAAACAAAAUAAUCACAUCUGAUAGUAGGGGAAGUAUGAAUGAUAAUUUGAAAGGGGGAAAAGAAGAUUGUACUAAUUCAAUGACAAAACUUACAACCACAGCAGAAGUUCACCAUGUUCCAGCAAAUCCAGUGGGAAAAAACUGUUCUGUUCCUCAAAUACAGCAUUCUGAGUCUUGUGACGGAACAAGUAAAGAGAUACUGCUGGAUAAAGUUGAGAAACAACAAAAAUCCAAACAAAUGGAAACAUCUUCUGCCAAGACAUCUGAAAUUUCUUCAGGUACAAUGGAGGACAUAUCAGGAAAUGUUCACCCACUAGCUUUCCCUAAGAGUACAAUUGCCUCUAAUUUAGAUACUUUUUCUUCAGUUGCUGUUUCUACUAACGCCAUCAAAAUCCCAGCAUUGUCAUCUGAUUUAAUCAAGACAUCAGACAAUGUAAAUCAUGGAAAAGACAACAGAGGAAAUUCUGAUGGGAAAGUUUCUUCAUUAGGCUUUCAUGAACCUGACUGUCUGAGGAAUCCUGAUGAUACAGCAAAGACAAAUAAAAAACAAACUCCAGCCAUCAAGGGAUCUGAUAUAAAAACUCCUCUUGUACAGAAAAAUCAAAUAAAUCAAUCGUCUAUGCAAACUUUGAAAAUUCAUUCUAGUUCUAGAGAAGUGGAUCAAAUGAGUUUGAACAAAAAUCCUAAAGAAAACAAAGAGAAAGUUACAGAGGAUAUGUUUUGUUCAGGGGAUUUUACAGAUAGUUUUGUUUUUGAAUCUCAGAUGGAUGUUGGUCAAGUAGAUUUCCCAGCAUUGGCUUCUGUGGCUUCAAAGGAACCAGUGCCCAGUACAAAUGAUAAAAAAUCUGGGUCAGAUUCAGCAAAAGCAGAUAUUGAUUCCAUUGAUGAAGUAGAAAGAACGUCUUCUGAAAAGAAAAGUUUAAAUAAAUGUUUGCAAGGAAAAGAUUUGUCCGACAUGAGAAUUUGUGCUCAACCAUCCAGCCAUUCUACAGAGGAACUGAACAAUAAGGUUAGUGACAUAAAAGACAAACUGGUAAACUCUGUGAUACCUGUGUCAAGUGAAACUGCAAAUGGUAGAAAAAGGGAGAAAAAUGGCAAUUGUGAAAAUAGAAUUGAAGAUAAUGCUAUUAGUGAAUUAAAUGAUAAGUGUGAUAAAGAUUUGAAUCUUAGCAGUAGUCUGCUGUUGUCACAUGACAUGUCAUGUGACCUGUUACCAGCCAGUAAUUUUGAGAGGUGUAUGAUGUCAGAUGACGAAUCAGAUGUCAGUAAAAAUGAGUCCUACAGGGACCUCAGAAUCCCUUAUCUUAGUGGACAGGAGGCCUGUUUCCAGGGCAGUGAUAAAAAAGAAAAAGGUCCCACUCAGACAGGCUAUAGCCAGCUGUCACAGGACUUGAUGCUGGCACUGGAACUCAGUGAUACAUUCAAUGAGGACAGUGAUGGGACACAAACUAAAAAUCAUCAGAACCAGGGAUUCUGUCAAAACGAAGUGAAACAAAUAAUUACUUAAAAUUGUGAAGUGAAAACACCUCAACAAGAAACAGGAGGAAAAGAGACAAGUGAUAAGGCAGACGAAAUGAGUGACUCGUUAACUUUUUCCAUGGUUAAUGAAGUGUUAGAAAUAAGUGAUAUGGGACAGUGCAAUAAAAAAUCAAAUGUAAAAUUGAGUGAUUCUAAAUAUACUAAGUUGAAAUCAAGAGGGGCAUCACAAGUUAAAGACAAGAAGCUGAGUCCGGGGACACUGGCAUUCCUUGAUGACCUUCACACCAGUAUAGACACCGACAGUGAUACAUUAGUGGGGAAAUCACCUUCUCCAAAAAAGGUCUCUUCUCAGAAAACUAAACUUAAAAACACAAACAAGAAUGUAAACAGCCAAGAAAAAACUGAUGGUAGAAAAUGUAAAAGAAAAAGCUUAGAGAAGGCUGAAGGAGGUAAAGUUAAAAAGCUAAAAGAAGAUAAAACUAGAACUAAUGAGUGUCUGUCCCCCACCCCUCCAAGACCAGGUCUUCUAAACUCCCCAAGGACAAUUGGAAAGACCACUCCCAAAAGUCUGAGGUCUAAAGGUCAAAAUGCAAGCACUGGGAGGGCCAAAAAAUGUAUUGACACUUCUGACGCUUCAAAGAAAAAUGAAAAUAUAGUGGUGGAAAAUUGUGAAGGUGAUGAAGUGCCUUAUGAAGAGAGGGGGCCAAUAGUGGACCCUAAUGAGACAGGCCUCCCUCCCUCUCAGGGGUCCUUCACUAUUAUAGAUGUGUGUGCUGAUGGUAGGUUGUUUGAGACGUUCCUUGCUGAGUGGAGGACACAGUCUGUGUUCUCUUUAUCUGUGGCCUGUAGGACCAAGCCUUCCUCCUCAGUCUCCUCUUCUGCUGGAGGACAAAUAGGAGCCAAGUUUUCUAAAGGAGGGACAACAGACAAAAGUAACAGAGACAAGGAGCCUGGAGUGGUCUCCCUUGGAUUACCUGUCACAGGAACUAACCUGUUAAUUACAGGUGUGUCAAUCAGCUGGGAAGACAGAGAUGCUUAUUUCAUUUCCUUGACCCCAGGGAAUGCAGAGGAUGAAGAUGACCUUGACCUGUCACCCCCUGACCUUGAUAAAUCUCUCUCAGUGUCAGCUCGUCUGGCAGCCAUGAAGCAGUCACUAGAAGAUCAAGACAACUACACAGUGAUAGCAAUGGAUGCCAAGUCCUGUUAUGGGGCCCUAGAGAGGGGCUGUGGUAUAAGUUGCCAGGGAAAGUUUCAGGACCCAAAGGUAGCCAGCUGGAUAAUGGACCCAGGGGCCAAUGAGAAGAAUCUUCAUCGCAUGGUCCAUGAUUACCUCCCUUUAGAAGCAUUUCUCCUGGAAGGUAUUGGUGGUGGGGUGGGCUAUGGGAGUCUAGGAAUGUCCCCUGAGAACCCUGGGUCGGGUCGACUGCGGGCCUGUACCGAGGCUGUCCUACUGACCCACUUAAUGCAGUACCUCUCUCUCUGUCUGAACAAAGAGAACCUGAUGUCAGCCUUCCACGACAUCGAGAUGCCAGCUGUUAUCACUCUGUCUCGUAUGGAAAUGAAUGGAUUUGGUUUUAAUGAUGAGGAGUGUGAGAGACAGAAGACAGUGAUGAUAGAACGACUUGGUGAACUUGAGACUGAGGCGUACCAGCUAGUGGGGCACCAGUUUUCUCUGACGUCAACUGAAGAUCUGUCUCAGGUGCUAUUUAUAGAACUACAGCUCCCUGUUAAUGGUGACCCUAGCAGUCUGGGACAGCCCACCAGACCCAACAGACGGGCCCCCACAGGUCGUAGAGGCCGCCAGAAGACCCAGUUUUCUACCAGUAAGGAUGUCCUGGAGAAACUGCGCCCCUACCACCCGCUCCCUGGGAUCCUCCUGGAGUGGCGCCGGAUCAGUGGGGCCCUGACCAAGGUGGUGUUUGCCCUGCAGAAGGAGAAGGUGUACAUGGAGAGGUUGAAGAUGUACAGGAUAUUUACAGAUGUCCAGUACUUCUCAGCCACAGGACGGGUCAGUCUGUCUGAACCUAACCUACAGAACGUCCCAAAAGAUUUCCAGAUCUCUGCCUCAGUUCCAAAAACCACUGACCAACAGAUGGAGUGUGCUAGUCCUCUAGGCAGGACCCGUAACUCUGUAAGGAACCAAACCAGAGUUCUUCAGAUGACAACUGAUCUUUCAUUCAACGUCAGCAUGAGACAUGCCUUCAUUCCUUUUCCAGGGGGAGUUUUGCUGGCGGCUGACUACUCUCAGUUGGAGUUACGCAUGAUUGCACAUCUUUCCCAAGAUGCCAAGCUGAUACAGAUCCUGAACGGUGAUGGGGACGUUUUCAAACUGAUCACGGCUCAGUGGAAGUCAAUCAGCGUGGAGGAGGUCACUCCAGAGGAGAGACAGCAGGCUAAACAGAUUUGCUAUGGUAUGAUCUAUGGUAUUGGAGCCAAGGCACUGGGUGAGACAUUGGGAGUGGAUGAAAAUGAUGCAGCAGUUUUUAUGCAGACCUUCAAGUCCAAAUACCCUGGAAUGAGGCGAUACCUUAAGAACACAGUGGAUAAAUGUAUCAAGGACAAGUUUGUGGAAACUAUCAGCGGGCGACGACGGUAUCUACCAUCCAUCUCAAACACAAACCCCUAUGUCAGGGCUCAUGCAGAGAGACAGGCUGUUAACACCACAGUUCAGGGGUCAGCUGCUGACCUUGUCAAGGUCGCCAUGAACAGGAUUGAUCAGAGACUCUCAGAAAUAUUUCCUCUCUCUCAGAAAUCACUCUCACACAAAGAACAAGGCAAUACUCAUCAUAUUUUGUUGGAUUUAGGUCCCACUGUUGAUUUAUCCAGUGACAGAUGUUGUUUAGUUCUACAACUUCACGAUGAACUGAUUUAUGAUGUGACAGAGACCUGUCUGAGACAAGCAGCCAAGGUCAUCAAACAGGAAAUGGAGUCAGCCAUGACCUUGUCUGUUAAAAUGCCAGUCAAGGUCAAAAGUGGGUUGUCAUGGGCAACAAUGCAAGAUCUAUAGGUGUGAAGUGGGUCGUCAUGGGCGACAAAGCAAGAUCUAGAGGUGUGAAUAAUGAACUCUGUAUGAAAAAAUGUCACUUGGAGUCCAUGUCACAUCAUUGUACAGACACUGUGGACUUAAAUAAAGCUGUGAAGAAAAAUUCCAGAUAUUUAUCUUUGAUAUCAUUAAUUUUGAGAACAAAACGGGUCUAUAUUCUGUGAUAUAUCUGUUCCACUUAUUAAGGAAAAGUUGUUAUUUCUGUUAAGUUGUUAUGAUUUGAACAAGCACCCUGAAUCAAAUGAGAUUUUUAUUUCUGAAUCAAUGUCUUUAAAUUUAUAUUAUACUUACCAAAUGAAUAUAUAUUAUACAGUCUCAUUUGACCAUAUGUAAUUUAUAUAACAUCGAGGAAUCUGAUAUGCAUAGAACUGAAUGAAAUAUUGUAAGAACAUAAUUCUGAUCAAGAAUUUUGUGUGAAUUACAUAUUCAUUUACAUAUAUAGAUGUAGCUAAAUUCAAAAUAUGAAGGGUAACAACUAUGUAUGUCACCCGGUGAUUUUUAACCUGUCUGUUUUGUCCUGGUUACUUGUACAUUUUCUGUCAUAAACUUUGGAAUAUUUCCAGCUUGUUCUAUAGAAAAACUGAAUCAGCUUUGAUCAUUUUGGGUAGAAAGCAGCAAUAAAUG
Messenger RNA from Saccostrea cuccullata (small rock oyster), 8490 nucleotides. Its product is annotated as DNA polymerase theta-like. Gene Ontology annotation, molecular function: DNA binding; ATP binding; DNA-directed DNA polymerase activity. The record is from RefSeq and is a predicted model, not a curated record. NCBI's taxonomy places the organism in Eukaryota, Metazoa, Mollusca, Bivalvia, Ostreida, Ostreidae. Gene Ontology annotation, biological process: double-strand break repair via alternative nonhomologous end joining; DNA-templated DNA replication.